This is a messenger RNA of Salarias fasciatus (jewelled blenny), 2957 nucleotides long. RefSeq names its product RAP1 GTPase activating protein 2a (gene rap1gap2a). The record is from RefSeq and is a predicted model, not a curated record. Gene Ontology annotation, cellular component: plasma membrane; cytoplasm. Gene Ontology annotation, molecular function: GTPase activator activity. The coding region runs from base 555 to 2768 and encodes 737 amino acids. Gene Ontology annotation, biological process: regulation of small GTPase mediated signal transduction. The transcript is spliced from 23 exons. Lineage: Eukaryota; Metazoa; Chordata; Actinopteri; Blenniiformes; Blenniidae.
CACAGCACGUUAGAGGAGGAGGGAGAGGUGGGAAGGUAGAGGUAGGCAGAGAGAUGCAGUGCCACAGCGAGCCUUUCUGCCAGGCAGCAGCUCCUCAUCCUCUCGCCAGGGACCAGGUUGUGUUUCGGAGCUGCGAUCCCCAGAUUUGCUGCAGGAGCUGGCAAUGCAGAUAAGAGUUCACCUUGAGCUGGAGUCCAAGUGUGCCACUCUGGGACAACUGGGAUUACAACAAACACUUGAUCCUCCGAGCAAGGACCAGUGAGAUUAAAUCAGCUCUUCCAAAACGCAGAGGUCUUCGGGGCGUUUGACUUUUGGAUUUCUGGUUCAGACUGACAACAGGAGGUCUGACAAAGGACUGUCAAUCAAGAGGGCGCGAUUUCAAACAGGUUCUCAUUUUUCCAGAGACCUGUUGGCAGUCUCUCCACUAAAAACCCACGCUGGAACCACGCAAAGCUACAUCCAGGCAGGUCCUGCAGCCAGGGAACCCUGGAGCUGGUCUGACCUUGGAUCGGCUGUCACCUGAACCCCUGCUGCCCCCGGCAGAAGCCUCAGGCAUGUCUCAGACAUCAGGACGGUUCCACAACAAAAAGGCCGGUAUCCGGGCGGCCGUCAUCCUGAUUGGACUCCUGCACAAGUCCCGCAAAGCUAAGGAGAAGGAGCGGGAGAAAGAGGAGAGCGAAGGGAAACAAGAGCUGCUGAACAUUUCCAACGUCCCUCUGGGAGAAUGCCCCCCCUCGCCGCCCCGCACCGCACCACCCAGCAUGAAGUCUGCGGAGUUCUUCGAUAUGCUGGAAAGGAUGCAGGUCCCUAAAGCUGAAGAGACCAAAAAAUGGAAGGAUGACUAUAUUCCCUACCCACGGAUAGAAGAUGUGUUGGAGAAAGGCGGCCCGUACCCCCAGGUAAUCCUGCCGCAGUUCGGGGGUUACUGGAUUGAAGACGUGGAGGCACCAGCUGGAACGCCGUCCUCCUCGGAGUCCAGCUUCUGUGAGGAGGAGGACGGAGGAGAGGGCAUGAGCCCCGGCGGGGGGCACAGCUACCGCCUGGAGUGCAACAGCACGGCCCGGGCCUACCGUAAACACUUCCUGGGCAAGGAGCACAUGAACUACUACUGCACUGGCAGCAGCAUAGGAAACCUCAUCAUGUCUCUGAAACACGAGGACGCUGAGGGACAGGAGUUCCUGCGCAUCAUGCUCAGAUCGAGGACCAAAACAGUUCACGACAGGAUCUCUUUAGCGGGCAUCAACCAGCUGCCCAGCGUGCCUCAGAUCGCCAAGCUUCUGUGCGACGACGCCACGGGGCUGAAGUUCAACCCGGUCCUGUACCCUCGGGGGUCCCAGUUGAUAGUGGCGUACGACGAACACGAAGUGAACAACACGUUCAAAUUUGGCGUCAUUUAUCAAAAGUUUGGACAGACGUCGGAGGAGGAGCUGUUUGGGAACAACGAGGAGACGCCGGCCUUUAAGGAGUUUCUCGCUCUCUUAGGGGACAACAUUGAACUUCAGGAUUUUAAAGGGUUUCGCGGUGGCCUCGAUGUCUCCCAUGGACAGACGGGGUCCGAGUCCAUCUACACAACCUUCAGACAGAGAGAGAUCAUGUUCCACGUAUCAACGAAGCUUCCCUUCACAGAGGGCGACGUCCAGCAGCUCCAAAGGAAAAGGCACAUAGGCAACGACAUCGUGGCUGCAGUCUUCCAGGAAGAACCCACGCCGUUUGUUCCAGACAUGAUCGCUUCGAACUUUCUGCACGCUUAUGUGCUGGUGCAGGUGGAGAGCCCCUGUACAGAGCACACCACAUACAAGGUGUCUGUUACAGCGAGGGAGGACGUACCUCCGUUUGGACCCCCUCUUCCAAACCCGGCAGUCUUCAAGAAGGGGCCUGAGUUUCGAGACUUCCUGCUGACAAAGCUGAUCAAUGCUGAAAACGCCUGCUACAAGUCUGACAAAUUCGCCAAACUCGAGGGGCGGACUCGAGCCGCGCUGCUGGACAACCUGCACGACGAGCUGCACAGGCAGAGCCAGGCCACGCUGGGCCUGGGCCAGGUGGGAGAGGAGGACAAGCUGGAGAACGGCGGACACGGGGGCCUGCUCGAGUCCUUCAAGAGAGCCAUGCGUGUCAGGAGCCACUCCAUGGAGACCAUGGUGGGGUCUCACCGCCACAGGAGCCCCGGGGUGGGAGGUGGGGUCCCAGCCAGCCUCAGUGGGGGAGGACUGCCCCAGAGCACCAGCGAAUGCACAAAGAGCACCUUCUCUCCUCCUGCGCUGUCAGCCAAGUCUCCUCUGAAGAGUCCGGUGAAACGGCGCUCGGGCCUCUUCCCACGUCUCCACUCCAGCACAGAAACCCCGUCAGACAAACAGACACGCGGUGACCAGAAGCUCACAGAGCUCUGCUCGCUGUCCCAGGAGGUGAGAUCAGAGACGUCGUCCAACCCCAGCUCGCCUGAAAUCUGCCCCAACAAGGAGAGACCAUUUGCUAAGAUGAAGGAGUGCAGCAGCAACAGGCCCAACAUCUCUCGUUCUUCAUCGAGCACCAGCAGCUUCAGCAGCACCACGGGAGAAACAGAAGCUCUGGAGGAACUAGAAACAGCCAGCCAUCAGUGUGUGGCCUCCUCCUCGGCGUUCAGCUCCGCCCUCAGCGUUGACAGCCAGGUCUCCGGGACCCCCGUCAUCAUGUGCCGCAGCCCCACAGAUGGGAAAAAUAAGACGUCACCAAGGUCAAACUUGAAGUUCCGCUUUGACAAAAUGAGCCACUCGUCCGCGACUCCCGAGUAGCGUUGAGGGACGGGAAAACGCGGAUUUGCACAAUGAUGGGAAAACGUGGGCCGAAGAAGCUGCCAAAAAAAAAAAAACACCCCCGAAAAUCACAACAACCACUGGUAGAACCACUUCCUAAGCCAAGGAUAACUUGACAAGGUUACCAACUGCACCAGAGUCAGAGUCCCCACACAUACUGUAAACCCA